AGUAACGAGAAUUGAUACUUCACGCUUUCCGUAGCAGGUUUUUUUUUUCUCUGUCAACAUGGCUACCAUCAGGAGCGGGGUGAUUCCGGGUUGUUUAGCACGAUGUUUUCUUAGGCAGACUGGAAGACCGAGCCGAGGCAACUACCCUUUAUCAGACGUUUGGAAUCACCGGUUGCUCCAGAGGUCUCAUCUGCACACUGUGAUCGAGUGCCGCGGUCCUGCCAUCAGGACUCUGCUGGGCCACAGACAUCAUGGGAAGUUCAUCUGGGUGAAUGCAGUGGCGGUCAGACACAACAGCUCACAGAUCCCCCCUAAGGAUGCGUCCACAGCACCUCCAGUGGUGGGAGCUCCUGACAGUCGUCCCGUCCUGGAGGCCUCCGUCUCUCUGCCCACUGACCCAUCCCCCAUCAUCACACAACCAGCAACUGAACAGAUCACCUUUGAAACCGUUUCCGUGGUAGUUCCAGCAGCAGACAGCUCUGCUCCUCAUCCAGUCUUGGGUUCUUCCCCUGAGCUUGUGUCCGCUGACCCCACCCCUGUUUUAACGCAGCCACUCAUUGAGCAGGUGGCUGAUGCAGCACCGACUGCAGUGGAGGUCCUGCAGGCUGUGACCGCAGAACCCCGAUUAACAGAGCUGGGAUUGGGCGCUUACACACCAGUGGGACUGAUCCAGAACUUGUUAGACUUCAUGCACUUGGAUCUCGGUUUUCCCUGGUGGGGGGCCAUCGUUGCAGGAACUGUGUUGGCUCGUUUGGUUGUGUUCCCAGCCAUUGUCAAAGGCCAGAGGGAGGCGGUCAAGCUGAACAAUGUGCUGCCUGAAAUGACCAAACUCACCAACAGGAUGACUGAGGCCAAACAGAGUGGAAACAAAUUUGAAUUCUCCAAAGCCUACUCUGAACUGACCUUGUUCCAGAAGAAGCAUGAUGUGAAUCCUUUUCGUGGCUUCCUGAUUCCUUUGGUGCAGGCUCCAGUCUUCAUCUCCUUCUUCAUUGCACUGCGGCAGAUGUCAUAUCUGCCGGUGCCCAGCAUGCAGACAGGAGGUGUGCUCUGGUUUCCAGACCUGACAAUAGCAGAUCCUUUUUAUAUUCUCCCUUUGGCUGUCACUGGAACCAUGUUCUUCAUCCUCGAGUUGGGGGCAGAGUCUGGUAUCGACAACCCCAAUCUGCGAGUCAUGAAGACGGUGUUCAGGAUCAUGCCUUUAGUCAUCCUCCCCCUCACUAUCAACUUCCCCACGGCGGUGUUUACCUAUUGGCUGACCUCUAACUCUUUCUCCCUGGCUCAAGUCGCCCUGCUCAGACACCCUCUGGUCAGAGAGAGGCUGAGCAUCCCAGAGAGGGUCCAACACCCGGCUUCCGCCCUGCCCCAAAAUGAAGGCUUUAUUGCAAGCGUUCGGAAGGGCUGGAAGAACGCUCAGCUGGCCCAGCAGCUGAAUGAGAGGGAACGGAGGAUCAAAGAUCACUUGGACCUCGCCGCUAGAGGUCCGCUGAGGCAAACUUUUACCCACAAUCCCCUGCAGCAGACUCCUCCUAUGGCCGCAGCAGCAGCUAAAGACAAGUCAGACUCUGGCAAGGUGAGGCCAUGGAAGGACACAGUUGUUUAGUCUGACUGGUUCACAACUGGGAAGCAUAAAGAAUUAUGUACAUAGUCAUAGAUGGAAGAGUGAAGUUGGCAAGGGUUGUGAUUAUGUGUGCAUUAUUCUAAUUAAAGUGUAAUAUCUGCCUCAUAACAACCACA
Molecule: messenger RNA, 1734 nt
Organism: Monopterus albus (swamp eel)
Lineage: Eukaryota; Metazoa; Chordata; Actinopteri; Synbranchiformes; Synbranchidae
Gene: oxa1l
Product: OXA1L mitochondrial inner membrane protein
Exons: 11
Coding region: 59-1600 (513 amino acids)
Biological process (GO): protein insertion into mitochondrial inner membrane from matrix
Cellular component (GO): mitochondrial inner membrane
Molecular function (GO): membrane insertase activity
Source: RefSeq, a predicted model, not a curated record